UUGAUCCCUCUAGCUCCCUGUAGUUCUCAAGAUGGCGGCGGCCGGGGACGUGCCUGUGCGGGCCUGUAACCAGGAGAUUGUCAAAUUCGACUUGGAGAUUAAAGCGACGGUGCAGGAUAUCAGUGAUUGUCAAGGGCCCUUAAGUGUGCUUACAGAAUUAAAUGCCAGAGUAAAGGAAAAGUUUCAACAUUUACGUCUCAGAAUACAGGAGCUUGAGCAGAUGGCUAAGGAGCAAGAUAAAGAAUCAGAGAAACAAGCCUUACUCCAAGAAGUAGAGAACCAUAAAAAACAAAUGCUCAGCAAUCAGACAGCUUGGAGAAAGGCAAAUCUAGCUUGCAAAAUUGCUAUAGACAACUCUGAGAAGGAUGAACUGCUGCCAGGAGGAGACUCAUUAAGACAAAGAAAAACCACAAAGGAAAGCCUGGCAGAGAAUGCAAGUACAAUUACAGAGAACCUGAUGGCUAUUAGCAGGAUGAUGUCUCAGCAGGUCAAGCAGAGUGAGGAGACCAUGCAAACACUAGCCAAUUCUUCACGAACCAUCCUGGAUGCGAAUGAUGAAUUUAAGUCCAUGUCGGGAACAAUACAGUUGGGGCGAAAGCUCAUUACAAAGUACAACCGCAGAGAACUGACUGAUAAGCUGCUCAUUUUUCUUGCCCUGGCCUUAUUUUUGGCCACUGUGCUCUACAUCCUGAAAAAGAGACUCUUUCCAUUUUUGUAAAAUUCCAAAGCUCAUGGAUUACCAAAUAUUAUGAAAGACCAGAAAGGGAGAUGGGGUAAUAAUGAUGAAGUUCAGUGUAACUAGGAUCAAGCACUGUUCUAGCUGAAAG
Molecule: messenger RNA, 827 nt
Organism: Gopherus flavomarginatus (Mexican gopher tortoise)
Lineage: Eukaryota; Metazoa; Chordata; Testudines; Testudinidae
Gene: BNIP1
Product: BCL2 interacting protein 1
Exons: 6
Coding region: 32-718 (228 amino acids)
Biological process (GO): retrograde vesicle-mediated transport, Golgi to endoplasmic reticulum
Cellular component (GO): endoplasmic reticulum; SNARE complex
Molecular function (GO): SNAP receptor activity
Source: RefSeq, a predicted model, not a curated record